CAAUAACACACCGCUUCUCUCUGUCUGUAUCUCUGUCUCUCUCAUCACCUAGGCUACACGCUACUGUUCACCCAAAUGUUUGCGACAAAAACAGUCCCUCUGUCUCUUCCUACACACUCACACCGUGUACCGUGGAAUUCCGAGUAGAUAAGGGGGUGGGGCCUUCAUUGCCCCCUAUCUCACGGUUUCAGCGCAACACUCUUCCUGCAACCAACAUACACACACUGCAUGAGGCGCUUCGCUCACACACCAGCAGCACGUCGCCACAGCUGUAGCAGCGCUGCUCAGUCUCCGGGGGCUGUGGGAGAUCCGAGCGAACAGGGAAGCAGGGCCCACGGGGAUCCGGGGACGCAGCAGUGUGAGGCUUGGCAGGAGUCAGGACAUUCACACCGAGCGAACACCGGGGGGAAACCGACACCGAGAGAGGAAGAAGGGAGGGAGGAACCUGCUGUAAAGGCACACAACUCUCUCUUUCCUCCUCAUUUCAAAACACUUCCGCGUUAAAAUGGCUGACCGCGAGCAGGGCAGCAGCGACGGAGAGAGCUCGAGCACCGGGGGAUCCGAGCGGCGGGAGAGCGGGGCCGCGAGGGGCUUCGCGCGCCAAGGAGCUUUGCGCCAGAAGAACGUGCACGAGGUCAAGGACCACAAGUUCAUCGCGCGCUUCUUCAAGCAGCCCACGUUCUGCAGCCACUGCACGGACUUCAUCUGGGGCUUCGGGAAGCAAGGUUUCCAGUGUCAAGUGUGUUGUUUCGUGGUUCAUAAACGCUGUCAUGAGUUCGUCACCUUCUCCUGUCCGGGGGCCGACAAGAACGCAUCAGACGACCCGAGGAGUAAACACAAGUUUAAGGUCCAUACCUACUCCAGCCCUACGUUCUGUGACCACUGUGGAUCCCUACUUUACGGGUUGAUACACCAGGGCAUGAGAUGUGACCAUUGUAUGAUGAACAUCCAUAAUCGGUGUGUGUCCAACGUUCCCAGUCUGUGUGGAACAGACCACACUGAGAGGAGAGGACGCAUCCAGAUCACCGCAGAUAUCAAGGACAACAAACUCACCGUCUACAUCCAGGAGGCUUGUAACCUGGUCCCCAUGGACCCUAACGGUCUGUCUGACCCCUACGUGAAGCUCAAACUCAUCCCCGACCCCAAGAGUGACACCAAGCAGAAGACCAAGACCAUCAAGUGUAACCUGAACCCCACCUGGAAUGAGACCUUCACAUUUCCUCUGAAGGACUCUGAUAAGGACCGGCGUCUGUCGGUGGAGAUCUGGGACUGGGAUCUGACCAGCAGGAACGACUUCAUGGGAGCGCUCUCAUUCGGCAUCUCAGAGCUCCAGAAACAAGGAGUGGACGGAUGGUUUAAACUGUUGUCCCAGGAGGAGGGAGAGUACUUUAAUGUUCCUGUCCAACCAGACGGAGAAGAAGGCAACGAGGAACUACGACAAAAGUUUGAGAGGGCUAAGAUCGGUCCUGGUAAGAACACAGAUGGCUCCUCCUCUAACUCCACCUCUAAGUACGAUAGCAACGGUAACCAGGACCGCGUCAAACUGACAGACUUCAACUUCAUUAUGGUGUUGGGCAAGGGCAGCUUCGGGAAGGUGAUGUUAGCGGAGCGUAAAGGGGCAGACGAGCUGUACGCCGUGAAGAUCCUGAAGAAGGAUGUUGUGAUUCAGGAUGAUGAUGUGGAGUGCACCAUGGUGGAGAAGAGAGUCCUGGCCCUGUCCGGGAAACCUCCCUUCCUCACACAGCUCCACUCCUGCUUCCAGACCAUGGACAGGUUAUAUUUUGUGAUGGAGUAUAUCAACGGAGGAGACCUCAUGUAUCAGAUCCAGCAGGUCGGCAAGUUCAAGGAACCCCACGCUGUUUUCUAUGCUGCAGAGAUCUCCAUCGGCCUCCUCUUCCUCCAUUCCAAAGGCAUCGUUUACCGGGAUCUGAAGCUGGACAACGUGAUGCUGGAUGCAGAAGGUCACAUUAAGAUAGCUGACUUUGGGAUGUGUAAAGAGAACAUGUUAGACGGUGUCACCACCAAGACCUUCUGUGGGACCCCAGACUACAUCGCUCCUGAGAUCAUAGCUUACCAGCCCUAUGGGAAGUCCGUGGACUGGUGGGCCUUUGGAGUUCUGCUCUACGAGAUGCUGGCUGGACAGCCUCCGUUCGAUGGUGAGGAUGAGGAUGAGUUGUUUCAGUCCAUCAUGGAGCACCACGUCUCCUACCCCAAGUCCAUGUCCAAGGAGGCUGUCGCCAUCUGCAAAGGGUUGAUGACUAAGCACCCAGGGAAACGUCUGGGCUGUGGUCCGGAGGGGGAGAGGGAUAUAAAGGAACAUGCUUUCUUCCGUUACAUGGACUGGGACAAACUGGAGAACAAGGAAGUCCAGCCGCCCUUCAAACCCAAAGCUAAGAACCGUCGGGACACAGGGAACUUUGAUAAAGAGUUCACUAAGAUGGCGGUGGAACUGACUCCUACAGACAAACUGUUCAUAAUGAACCUCGAUCAGAACGAAUUCCAGGGAUUCUCCUAUACCAACCCAGAGUACAUCAUACAGGUUUAACCCUAUAGAUUAUAUAACAUGAUACUCACCAACCCAGAGUACAUUAUACAGGUUUAACCCUAUAGAUUAUAUAACAUGAUACUCACCAACCCAGAGUACAUUAUACAGGUUUAACCCUAUAGAUUAUAUAACAUGAUACCCACCAUCCCAGAGUACAUCAUACAGGUUUAACCCUAUAGAUUAUAUAACAUGAUACUCACCAACCCAGAGUACAUCAUACAGGUUUAACCCUAUAGAUUAUAUAACAUGAUACUCACCAACCCAGAGUACAUCAUACAGGUUUAACCCUAUAGAUUAAAUAACAUGACACACCAACCCAGAGUACAUUAUACAGGUUUAACCCUAUAGAUGAAAUAACACGAUACCCACCAACCCAGAGUACAUCACACAGGUUUAACCCUAUAGAUGAAAUAACAUGAGAAGUUGUCAAAAGUUGGGCCACACCUACUCAUUCAAAGGUUUUUAUUUUUAAUAUUUUCUACAUUGUAGAAUAAUAGUGAAGACAUCAAAACUAUGAAAUAACACAUAUGGAAUCAUGUGUGUUAACCAAAAAAUUGUUAAACAAAUCUAAAUAUAUUUUAUAUUUGAGAUUUUUCAAAGUAGCCACCCUUUGCCUUGAUGGCGGCUUUGAACACUCUUGGCAUUUUCUCAACCAGCUUCAUGAGGUAGUCACCUGGAAUGCAUUUCAAUUAACAGGUGUGCCUUGUUAAAAGUUAAUUUGUGGAAUUUCUUUCCUCCUUAAUGCAUUUGAACCAAUCAGUUGUGUUGUGACAAGAUAGGGUUGGUAUGCAGAAGAUAGCCCUAUGGUAAAAGACCAAGUCCAUGAUGGUGUGAUGAUGCUUUGCUGGUGACACUGUCGAUGAUCUAUUUAGAAUUCAAGAAACACUUAACCAGCAUGGCUACCACAGCAUUCUGCAGUGAUAUCCCAUCUGGUUUGCGCUUAGUAGGACUAUAAUUUGUUUUUCAACAGGACAAUGACUCAACACACCUCCAGGCUGUGUAAGGGCGAUUUGACCAAGAAGUACAGUUAUGGAGUGCUGCAUCAGAUGACCUGGCCUCCACAAUCACCCAACCUCAACCCAAUUGAGAUGGUUUGAGAUUAGUUGGACCGUAGAGUGAAGGAAAAGCAGCCAACAAGUGCUCAGCAUAUGUGGGAACUCCUUCAAGACUGUUGGGAAAAGCAUUCCAGGUGAAGCUGGUUGAUAGUGCUAAGAGUGGGCAAAGCUGUCAUCAAGGGGGAGGGUGGCUGCUAUGAAGAAUCACAAAUAUAAAAUAUAUUUUGAUUUAACACUUUUUUGGGUUACUACAUAUUUCCAUACAAUGUAGAAAAUAGUAAAAAUAAAGAAAAACCCUGUAAUGAGUAGGUGUGUCCAAACUUUUGACUGGUACUGUAUAUACAUCUAAUAACAUUCUACACAAUACCAUUAACAGAACAGCCCCAUUUAACAGCAAACUAGCUAAUGCAAACCCAGCCAGCCACACCAAGCCUUCACCCACACCUCUAACCCUGACAACUGGUCUACUAGCUCCCAUCAACAUGGACUGUACCAACAUCACAACCACCCCUCUGUUCCUGCUGCACGGUUUAGUUGAACCCAACACAACCAGAACCAACUGUUAGUCUACUAGCUGCCAUCAACAUGGACUGUACCAACAUCACAACCACCCCUCUGUUCCUGCUGCACGGUUUAGUUGAACCCAACACAACCAGAACCAACUGUUAGUCUACUAGCUGCCAUCAACAUGGACUGUACCAACAUCACAACCACCCCUCUGUUCCUGCUGCACGGUUUAGUUGAACCCAACAGAACCAGAACCAGAACCAACUCCAGCUGGAACCAACUGGUCUGAAGAGGUUUCAAGAGGAGCCAGGAGAGACUGGUUCUCUUCCAGAAUGUUCUUCCAUUACUCUGUUUGGACUCUGAACUGUCUGGCCAGUUCGCUAUGUAGUGGUAACCGUGGGAGAUGGCUAAAAGCAGAGACAUGUAUUUAGAGAGUUGAGCCAGCUUCUAGAAUGUUGCAUAUUGUUCUAAUUCUAGAUCUUCACUUAGAGAGCAUUGUUUAAAUAUUCCCCAUGUAAUGUUAAUGGAGAUCUAACAUGGCUGUUAUAGAAUGUUGUAGUGUCAUGUAAAUACAUCAUUCUAGACAUUAUAUUCCCCAUGUAAUGUUAAAGGGGUGCUAACAACUCUAAAUACAUGGCUCUGGUCUAAAAGCAGUACACCAUAUAGGCAGUAGGGGGCCAUUCAGGACGUGAUCUAUUACGUGUGUUUGUUUACGUGUUCUCUUCUUCAGCCUGUAACGUGACGUCAUGACCAUUCCAUAACAUGUAUGAGCAAACGCGUGUGACACCUUGGUCUCACAUCCCAGUGUUUUAGAACGCAUGUCUUAGUGUUCCAGAACUCAUAUCUAAGUGUUCCAGAACUCAUAUCUAAGUGUUCCAGAACUCAUGUCUUAGUGUUCCAGAACUCCUAUCUAAGUGUUCCAGAACUCAUAUCUUAGUGUUCCAGAACUCAUAUCUAAGUGUUCCAGAACUCAUGUCUUAGUGUUCCAGAACUCAUAUCUAAGUGUUCCAGAACUCAUAUCUAAGUGUUCCAGAACUCAUAUCUAAGUGUUCCAGAACUCAUGUCUUAGUGUUCCAGAACUCAUAUCUAAGUGUUCCAGAACUCAUAUCCCAGUGUUCUAGAACUCAUGCUCCAGUGUUUCUAGAACUCAUGUCUGAGGGUUCUAGAUUAGAACUCAUGGUGUCCCAGUCUUUAGAACACGUCUGGUCUUCCAAACUCGAUGCAAAAAAAACUCUGACAGAGAGAAGUGAGAUCUGAUCUGUAGACUGCUGCAGUGCCGGACUCUCUGUCCCUCUUCCUCUCUCUCUCUCUCUGUCCCUCUUUCUCUCUCUCUUACCCUUCUUCGUGUGUGUGUGUGUGUGUGUGUGUGUGUGUGUGUGUGUUUCUAAUCCGUGAAACCAGCUUCACUACGCAUGCUUUUAGAGCUAGCCAACCCCCCCCCCCCCAUAAUAUUAUGAGCCCUUAGUUACCAAUGAACUACUUGACCGUUGGUAACCAUGGUAACACUGUACCUAACUACCGAGGGUCAGGGUGGGUUUGACGUCACUGCAUAACUAACUAAUACCUAUAUCUAUAUUAUACUGUGUAUAUUUACUGAUGUAUGUGUUCUGUUGGUGUACUGUAGCUGUAUAUAUCAGUGGUCCCCUGUCCCCAUAGACCUCUGGUCUAAAGUAGUGCACUACAGAGGGCCCAGGGUGGUCUGUUGGUGUACUGUAGCUGUAUAUAUCAGGGGCCCCCUGUCCCCAUAGACCUCUGGUCUAAAGUAGUGGACUACAGAGGACACAUGGGGCCAUUUCAGACUCACUUUUUGUGUGUAUAAAGGUGGUAGCAGUCUUCCAGUCAGAUAACUGUGUUUUAUUGGUGCUCUAGUUUUAUAACCCCGCCCCCUUUUCCUAAUUUAGGGUGUGGUUACAAUGUGGGCGACUCUUCACCCGUCUCUAUGUAACCAAUAGCUCGCCCGGCACUAGUCUUUGUCACCCGGAAGUAGUAGAAGUAUUACGCUGCCUGCUUAAUCAAAUCCCCUGGGAAAGGUUUUCCCAGGGUGCAUCUGGCUAAGGAAGAGGAAGGAAAAACAACAGGAGAAGUGGAACCAAAACAGAAACAUUUCAACUAUGCAACAUGGAAAUACAAACAACAACAGAAAGAGAAAAUGAUGGACAUAUGAGGAGAUGAACAGGCGGGGAGGGCGUGAAGGGGACGGAGGUCAUUCUAAGGUCACGUGUUGCAUGCCCUGUGUGUGACUGUCAUGUCAUGUGACUUGAGACAUUCUCAUGUUAUUAUACAACACCUGGUGUUUGACAACA
Messenger RNA from Salvelinus fontinalis (brook trout), 6410 nucleotides. Its product is annotated as protein kinase C beta type. The record is from RefSeq and is a predicted model, not a curated record. NCBI's taxonomy places the organism in Eukaryota, Metazoa, Chordata, Actinopteri, Salmoniformes, Salmonidae. The transcript has 17 exons. Gene Ontology annotation, biological process: protein phosphorylation. The coding region runs from base 506 to 2545 and encodes 679 amino acids. Gene Ontology annotation, molecular function: zinc ion binding; diacylglycerol-dependent serine/threonine kinase activity; ATP binding.